Messenger RNA from Psylliodes chrysocephalus, 1182 nucleotides. The record is from the annotation of a GenBank genome assembly. Lineage: Eukaryota; Metazoa; Arthropoda; Insecta; Coleoptera; Chrysomelidae.
AUGGCUGAAAAUAAGUGUGCUAAAAAUAAAAAUAUCGGUCGCAGACAAAGUAUUCCUUUUAUUUAUACGAGAGGGACACACUAUGAAGUUGGAUUUGACAUUGGCAGAACGUUUUCUGGACUAAUUCACAGUUUUCUAAAGGGAAAUAAAACAGUAGACGAAGAAUUGGUACCAGCUUACAAUACUCCAGAAGGAAGACGAGCAUAUGAUGACACCCUAAACUCCGUCAAAGCUAAUUUUCCUCAAUAUGUAAGAGAACUGGAGGGGACGGCAGAUGGAGCAAAUGUGCCGUUUUAUAAACUAUUUUUAUUACACAUGGACGAUAUAAUGCCAUCACCAUCUCAACUACAAUCACCAAAUAUUCAACCUGUUGGGUGUUCGUCAAUUUGUGUAAAUCAAAAUAACCAGGAAAUAAUGGGCCACACUGAAGACGCAUUAGCAGAAACCUUAAAUCACAUUUACUUCGUUUCUGCGCAUAUUAUUUCUGAAAAACCUGAAGGAAAAUGGAAGGCAAAAGAGGAACGAUUUACAUCGUUGUGCUAUGCUGGACAUUUACCGGGAUAUACUAUGAGUUAUAAUCACCACGGAUUUAUAUUUUCCAUAAAUACAUUGAGCGUUAAACAUACAAAGCCUGGAAAAACACCAAGAAUGUUCAUUACCAGAGCCCUUCUGGGAGCGGAAAAUUUCGUAAAUGCCCAAGAAAUUAUGAGAGAUCGUGGCUGCGGUGCUGGAAAUGGAUGUUCCAUUAAUAUGACAUUUUUAAAUCAAGAGGGAGAUAGACUGUUCCACAACGCAGAAAUGGCUCCAUCGGAUAAGGAAGAGUCUCAACUAAACGUUUUUACAGCUAGUCCUGGAGAAUGUAUUAUACAUACAAAUAAAUAUCUCCGAAUCAACAUUGAAGAAACCAACGCAGAAAUGCAGAAAAGUAGUAUAAAUCGCAUGGCCACUUUUAAAAAUAAUUAUUCUGCUCCGAAGAGUAAAAACGAUGUGAUAAAAAUGUUGAGCGAUCAUUCUAACGUUGCGUAUCCGGUAUUUAGGGAUAUACCAGAUGAUUUCGUCAAAACUGUAGCAGUUGGUAUUUUUGACUGCAAAGCCAAGACCUGGAGCCUUUAUUCUGACAAUCCACAAACAAACGAACCAUUGGUAGUGCUGCCAUUAGUACUUAAACAAGCUAAACAGUAA